AUGGCUUCCCCAGAAACACUCGUUGCUUGCUUCCAAUCCACAUUUGAUGCAGGUAUUCACCGCUGGAGGGACAACCUCAAGCAUAUCAACAGCCAGAUGACGGACGUCGUCGAUGCACUGACCGCUCUUUGCAUAUCCGAACCUGGCACCUUUGCCGCUGCGGCCAUAGAGGUCCACUCAGGCAGUCCGUGCGUCUUGUAUCUCGCCACUUCUGACGAUGCGGUUGGCUCCCUCGAGUCCCACUUUCAGACCCUAGUAUGGAGGAGCCUUCAGGGGGUGGCGCUCUCGACGAACAGCACACCUCCCCCGCUCGAUUCGCCGGCGGUCGAUCUCGUAGUCGAGGUGUACGGCUUUGCUUGGGCGGCGUUCUAUGACCGCUUCGCGCCCGAGGUUGAAUACUAUUGCACGCAGUUCUUCCCUCAGGUCACAGUUCGGAGAACGGUCACGCGCACGAAGCCCGCGAACGCUGAGUUGAGGAACAUCGUUUCGACUCUCGGCCUGCUGCACCUCGACGACUCCGGACUGUUGAUAUACAGGAGCGCUCAAACAGCCCCUCCGCGUCGUCCAAGUCCCCAACGCGCGCCUCCCUUCGAAGUGAACAUGCACGACGACGCCGUGCUCAGCCUCUGGAAGGAGCACAAAGGCGUGGAGCGUCCUCGUGCAGAUCUGGACGCCCAGUGGGAUCGUCGAAUCAUCAAGCCAAUGCAGGUCGAGAUGGUUGCAGUGCGCCUUUAA
This is a messenger RNA of Heterobasidion irregulare TC 32-1, 735 nucleotides long. RefSeq lists its product as uncharacterized. The transcript is spliced from 4 exons. NCBI's taxonomy places the organism in Eukaryota, Fungi, Basidiomycota, Agaricomycetes, Russulales, Bondarzewiaceae. The record is from RefSeq and is a predicted model, not a curated record. The coding region runs from base 1 to 735 and encodes 244 amino acids.